Molecule: messenger RNA, 1274 nt
Organism: Mycetomoellerius zeteki
Lineage: Eukaryota; Metazoa; Arthropoda; Insecta; Hymenoptera; Formicidae
Exons: 4
Coding region: 26-1108 (360 amino acids)
Cellular component (GO): nucleus
Molecular function (GO): DNA binding
Source: RefSeq, a predicted model, not a curated record
ACUUAAUGCCAGUCGUAUCUAUAAUAUGGAUGAAAGUAACAUAUCAACAAUCUUUAAUAAAUUUCCAAAAAUAGUGUUAUCUGAAUGUAAAUGUUUAGGAUCAAAAAUAGUGUCUCAAAGUCGUAUACUGUCACUAACUGCAGUAUGUUGUAUGAGUGCCGCUGGCUACUAUGUUCCACCUGCUCUAAUCUUUCCUCGAAAAAAGUUUAAGCCAGAAUUUUGUAAGAGAGCACCACCGAAUACUUUAGGUAUGACAUCUGAUUCUGGCUCUAUAAAUUCAGAACUAUUCGUAACCUGGUUAAAACACUUUACAAAAUAUGUGACGGCAUCUCGAGAUAGACCAGUAUUACUCGUAUUGGACAAUCAUAUAUCUCAUUGCAGUUUGCCAGCAAUUAAUUAUUGUCAAGAGAAUGGCAUCAUUUUAUUAGUUUUACCUCCAUACGCUAGUCAUAAACUACAACCACUUGAAAUAGUCUUUUUUGGAUCACUAAAAAAGUUCAUGGCAGAAGAAUGUGAUCGAUUGAUAUUGCAGCCCUCUGGUCGAUUGAUAACAAUUUAUCAAAUAGGAGAGAUUUUUUGCACAGCUUAUCACAAGGCUACAUCUAUUGACGAAGCAAUUAAAGCGUUUAGAGAUACAGGAAUUUUCCCUCAGAAUCCCUUUGCUUUUCGAGAAGAAGACUUCAUGCCAGCCUCACUUACCAAGAAACAAUCAAUCAAGCAUCCAGAAGAUAAUAAGUUGUGCCCUGCUGCAAGCUGUGAAUCUCCAGUAGACUGCUUGGGAACCACAAGUCCACGCAAUGGAUCUUCAUCGUCUCCGAGUCAGACUGAGAUAAAUUCUUAUGAGGAUGUUGAAAUUAAAACGGAUGUAUAUGCUGAUGAGACGAUGAUAGAUGACAGCAGAGUACAGGGAUUCGAAAGAGAAUUGGAAGCAGAUAAGAUCCUUGGCUCAGCGGAUGACAAUGGAAAACUGAUGUAUUUGAUACAAUGGAAAGGAACGGAUGCAGUUGACAUGGUCUCUGCCAGUGAAGCCAAUGUCAAGUGUCCUCAGAUUGUUAUCCGAUUUUAUGAGGACAGAAUAACCUGGAAAAGAGCAAAAAUAAAACCGUAAUAGAUGAGUUUCCUUAAAAAAGUUAGGUUUUGCAUUUUUUAGAACAAUGACCAUUAUUGUGAUUUAUGGGUGCGGUUAAAAGUCUUAUUACAAAUGCCUUAAAGCAUUUCAUUGAAAAAAGAAUUUUACUAAUUAACUAAUAAAAAAGUGUUUCAACGCAUUUAUA